AUGUCAAACGUAGAAGAGAAGAAUUUUUGCGAAAAGAAACAUGAUUUCAAUCAGAAUUUGAUCGAGCCGCCUAACUCGUUCGAACAAUUGUGCAACAUGAUAAACCAACUGGAAAAAGAUAGCAGUAUUGAAAUUACGGAAUACAAUCGAAUUGAUUUAUUGGCUGCUGACAUAAAACACGAUGUCAAUCUAGAGCCAGCAUUACACAAGUAUCUGGAACAUAUUGAACCGGAAAAAGAUGUCACCGCAAAUAAAUGUGAUUCAGUUGCAACGACUUACGAAGACAUAAUGUCUUUCCUAGAAAAUAUUGAAAAUGAUGUGCAAGCGAAUAACGUCAUUAAGGAAAAUGCAACAACUAUAAUCUCGUCGUGUCAAAAUCCUAGAAAUGACAUACAAAACAGCCGGAUUUUCGACUGUCAGCAGGAUGAUUUAGAAACCGCGAGAUUGCAAAUCGAGGAAAAGAACGCGACAAUAGAAUGUUUGAAAAAUCAAUUAAAAUCCGAACGGAAAGCAGCAUGCGACAAAAUGAUGACACAAAAACGGUGCAACGCUACCAAGAUAAAAGAGCUGGAGAAUAAGUACAGGAUCAUCGUGAAACGUCAUCAGAAGUUUAUCGAACAGCUGAUCGCCGAAAAGACGGAUCUCGCGCAAAAAUGUGACUCUCUGGCACAACAGAUAAAAAAUACAGAACAGAAAAUUCAGCGAGAUUUGAAAGUAAUUAGCGAAAGACACGCCGUUGAGCUGCAACGUGCGAAAGAAAAUAUAGUUGCGUCCGAAAAAAUCCGGCGCGAGCGAUGGUUGGAGAUGAAAACUUCAAAAAUUAAGGAAAUGACAGUGAAAGGAUUAGAACCAGAGCUGCAUAACAUGAUGGAACAACAUCAACGAGAAAUACAGGAAUUGAGACGCGCGCAUAUAAAAGAAUUACAAGACACAGAAUUGCGUGCGAUGCGUAGAUCAAAUCAACAAUUAGAGCAAUUGCGAAUCGAAUUAACAGACAAUCAUGAGAAAAUGUUGGCCAAGGAAAAAGAUAUACUAACGACAAGAUAUAAGGAAAAACUGGAAGAGCAAGAAGCACACUAUCAGGCCCAACAAAAAACAUUUACGGAGCAUUUCGAAAGAGAAAAGUCUAUACUUAUUGCAGAGCAAAAGAAACGCGACCAGGAAACAAGCGUGAUGAUACAACAAACGCAGUUGCAUUUUCAGAAAGAAACAGAAAGAUUGAAAGAGCAACAAGAAAUUGCUAAGAGAAAUUUGGAGGAAUCCCUGAGGAAUAAAUGGCUCGCAUGGGCAGAUAAUUAUAAAAAACAACAAAGCGCAAAUUUGAUCAAGGCAGAGACUGCAAUUCGUAGUGAUUGUCAAAAGGAAAGAGACAAGCAGAUAGAAAUCGCUAUAGCUAGAUUGGAAAAAGAAUCUCGUGAGAUGCGAGCUAAGUUGCAGCAAAGUUUCGAUAAUAAAUUGGAAUUAAUGAAAGAAGAUUACGAUACGAAAUUGCAAUCUGCAACUAAAAGCGAAAGCAUUCAUAAAAAUAAAUUAUUAUUAUUAGAAGAAAGAUUUAAGUGUACAGAAAUCCAAUUUGAGAAAACAGAAAAUAGAUUGAAGGAAUGCAUGUCCAAUUUAAAUGAUAUGAAUGAGACAAUCGUGAAAUUGACCACAGAAAAAGAUAAUGCAAAAGAGUUAGCAAAGCAAGAAAUUGAAACAGAAAAAAGAGAAUUGGAAGACAAGAUUGCAUCGCUCUAUCAAGAAAUAAUUCAGAAUAAUGCUAAUAGAGAUCAAUUUAUGGCACAAUUGCAGAGCAGGAUAAAAUUGAUAAUUACUCAAAAAGCUUUAACUAUAAAAAAUCUCAACAAAAAACUCCAUGAUACUAACUCAAGGUGUGAACACUUGGAAAAAUUGUUAGAUCAGCAGAGAAAAGAAUAUAUUUUAAAAACUUUAUAA
This is a messenger RNA of Camponotus floridanus (Florida carpenter ant), 1935 nucleotides long. It is a transcript of the gene dila, whose product is annotated as centrosomal protein of 131 kDa. The record is from RefSeq and is a predicted model, not a curated record. Gene Ontology annotation, cellular component: centriolar satellite. The transcript has 10 exons. Lineage: Eukaryota; Metazoa; Arthropoda; Insecta; Hymenoptera; Formicidae. Gene Ontology annotation, biological process: regulation of centrosome duplication; intraciliary transport involved in cilium assembly; cilium assembly. Bases 1 to 1935 code for a protein of 644 amino acids.